ACAUUUGCAUAUUUUUCCCUGUUUGGGAGCUUUAUUUGGCUUAGGAAAACAUGUAUCUACGUCUACCACGUAUUUCCUGGAAUGCCAUGGCAUCUUACGCAAGGCACUCUUCUUUGAUUCUUUAGCGCAAGAUGUACAAGUUCAAUCAACGCACGAAGAGCUCGGGAGAGAUCUUUGACGUUGUUCUCUCUGGAGGUUCGCCUUGGGGUUUUACAUUGCAAGGGGGCAGUGAAUUCAGAACGAAGCUUUGUGUUUUAAAGGUAACUCCUGGUGGCAAAGCAGAUCUCUCUCUGGCUAUUGCAGUUGGGGAUGAAAUUAUAGCAAUAAAUGGUAUUGAAUGUGCAUCCAGAGCAGAAGCCAUUGAAUUAGUAAGGUGUUCAAGACAGAAGCUUAAAAUUGCUUUAAGAAGGGUGGGUGGUGGACCAAGCCCUGUUGCUCAGUCCAAUGGUGGUGUCAUUAAGAAGAGUGGUGAUGUGGUCCCAAAUCUGUACAAAACAGCAAAUGAUUUUUAUUCCACUUUUAAUGUAGAUAGACAGAAAUUUGCUGAGAUAACUCAGAACAAAAAAUCUAGCAAUAUUUUCGAUUCAACCGAUAACCUUAGUGCUUCGCAUGAAAACUUGUUAGAAAGCUAUCGCCAAGUGGGCAAUCAGCGGAAUUUUGUCAAUUCACCCACCAUGGAGGAAACUGGUGACAGGUUGUCAAGGUCAUCAACAGAGAUAGCUAAUGGAAGAACAAGUCCAGAAGUGGAUGGUCUGAGACGAAUCAACUCGUUGAAUAGUGUAACUGGCAAAAGAUUCCCAAAUAGUACAGCCCUUCUUGGAGCAGCACAAUUCAACCAUUCUGGAGUGGAGAUUUAUGGACGAACGUGGAGCUUAAGGCGUGGUGUCAGUCUCCCAGAGGGUCAAUGGCCUGUGAUGCAUCAUCAUCAUCAACGCAUGCAUACCAGUCCUGGCCGUAUACAGAAGGUGACAGUAAAGAGCACCAACAUAAAGUCACCAGUGUCACCAAGGGGUUCCCCACCAGACAAAGACACUGAAAAUCAACACCCAACCCGUAAGAACCCCAACGAUUGGGUUGGGCGGUGGCUGAUGGAUCAACCAGGACCCUUACAUCAUCAACUUAGUGUGACAAACAGUGGCUCAGCAACACUAGAUUACAGAGAUACACCAGACAGAAGAAUAAGUCUGCAUGAGAGGACAUCUGCUAACAAGAGCCAAUCGCUCCCACGAAGCAAAAGUUUCGGUGGCCCCACUUCUUACGGAGUCACAGUAACAGCUACGGCGGUGAAACGAAACGAAUUCGGUCUCCCAGCGAAUAACCAAAGAACAGCGCAACGCUAUAGUUCAUCAAACUUGCUACAAGAAAGGCAACAGCGGGUGGGCCUUGUCAGUGACAUACAUCCAAACGAGAUAUCUGCACGCCAAGCAGAUAUGUCUUGGAACUCGUCAGUGUAUGCACAGCCAGGUGACAGCGUAGAACUGCGCUUGCCUAGGGAGAUGAUGGGUCCCAAAAUGACUACAAGUGAGAGCACUUCGAGCCUCGAUUCCAUUGGUACAAUGGAUUCCUCUGUGAGUGGUGCGCGCAGACAAGGACCCGCUCCUCCCCCAAGACGCAGCGUGUCAAAGCUGCUGAGCUCAUUCAGGACAAGCGGUCGCCGUCGCGUCCCUGAUGAGGUACAGAUUCCACCGAGGUUCGGUGCAGUUUCGCGAAUAUCGAGAAUUGCCAGCGAUCAGCCGAAGCAUAGUGUGUCCAGGUCCUGGCCCACAGACCACGUGGACGGUAAGUCUACCGGAAAUGAGGCGUCAAGGCAGUCUUGGCAUGCCGAGCCAGCAGUCGCGUCCCACCAGGACAGAAGAGAAGCGAAUUCCUCAAUUUCCUCUUCAUCCGGCGAUGCUACGCCGGAAAGAAAAAUAUCCAAGACUUCGAGCAUGAGGUAUAGUUCAUCUGUCGUCAUCAAAACCAUGCGUUCGUCAUCCUCUUCCUCUAUGGAUGAGAAAAGCACUGCUCCCACGGUGUACCGGUCUGGCCAGAUUGGACUGGAAGCUGAGAAAACCCCGUCGGAUGAUCGGGCCCAAACUCUCCCAGCCAGGCAACAAUUUAGCGAUGUAAACCCGCCGGCGAAAAUUACCGACGAUUUUAGUCGUUGGCCGCCUUCAAACGAGAGGGAAACUGCGGGAAAAAACAGAUAUGAAGACACACCGAUAUUGCAAAGACUUAUGAAGGAUAAUGCCAAGAGUUUGGACACGUCUCCAAGCGUCAAAUCAAGAAUCGCCAAUUUCGAAGGGGGGUUGAAGAAAUCAGCUCCCGGGCCUCCACCUCAAGAGCGACCUCGCCUCCAGCCCCGUUCAUUCAGUCAAGGAAAACUGGACCUUUCUCAGCAACCAUUAAAAGAAUCGAUCGCAAAUCAGUCCUCGUCCAUGGAUUCACUUCUCGAUACCAGGUCUCCUGGGAAACACGACUCAGCUUCUAAAUCCCAAGACCAAGAUAAAUCACCGAUCCAAGGCGACCAAGAUCGAGCGAAACAAUGGGAAGCGAGCCUGCGUAGAUCGGACGAAGAAUUCAGGAGACCGUCGCGGAGCACGUCCAAUGCUCAAAACAGUCUCGGUUCAAGGGAACCAAGGCUCUAUAUUGAAACCUCGCCGUUGCGUCAGGAACGACAGCAAGCUCUGGAAAAGCCAUUGAAGCAGGUGGAAAUCUCCACACGAAAUGAAAACAGGGUUAAUUUGGCGACAGAAAGAGUUAUUCCACAGAACGAAAAGCCUUCAUUAAACUCAAAUAUUCCCGACGUAGACUUCAGUAGAAAGUCAGCAGAAGAAGAACCUCCACAUCCCUCAAAUGAAGACGAAAACGACGUGUUUUGGGAUGCGGAUGAUUCUUUGCCGCCUCCGCCCCCCUUGGAACUCCUCCACCCCCUAGAAAUGUCACAAGACAACUUACCCUUGCCCUCCCCUCCACGGGAAGUUCUGGUCGAGUUUCCGUCAUCGACAGAGGACUAUGAAUCGAGACGGGAUCGACUUGAACAGGAGACACUUGAGCAAAACGGUGUGAAUAGUAGUGAUGUGAUAAAACCUGUCGGAUCUUUUGCGGUAGAAUCGAGCGUGGAAACUAACCACAAAACCCAAGUCGAACUAAAUGGACCAGGCAAGCUGGAAACUAGUGGAUUAUCCAGUACUGCGCUAGACUUCUCCGGUAGCACUGAUCUGUCGUCAAAUGAUACAUCUCUUACAGAGGAGAAGAAGUAUAUCUCCCCCAGGGCCCCUCCACCGGCUCCACUUGUAAUAACGUCUACCCCUAGCGAAUUUGAGGGGUCCAACGAGAGGGGCACUUGUUUAGAUGUUCCCAACAGUCCUCGCAGUGCAAGUUCCAACACGUCCACGCCAUCCGGAAGCCGCCCUAACAGUAUGUUGAGUCCGAAACUGGUAGAAUUGGACAAAGAAAAGGCUGAUCUUGUGGAAAGCAUGAAGCAGAAAAUAGUGGAUCUGAGAUCGCAAAUGGACGAAAUUAAAGAUGAAAUCGAUGGCAACGAGGCACUGGGGCAGAGAGUCACUAAGGUGGUGGAAGGAAAGACGAGCGCUACCCAGUUUUCUAAGUAUCAGCUUUUUACAGGCGAGCUGAACAAGAUUAUAGGACUGUUACUGAUACUCACACAGAGAAUGCACAGAUAUGAAAUGAUGCUCCAUGAUUUGGACAUGUCUGAAGAAGCCGACAGACAACAAAGAGAUGUUUUGCUCGAUAAAAUCGACAAAGUCACUCUGCAACACGAGGAGGCUUGUAAAAUCAAGGAAGUAAACGACAAGCGCGGUGAGGUAGUGUCCAGGAUUUUAGAAAAUUGCCUGGAAGAAGAGGAAUAUGCAGAUUUUCAGUACUACAUAGACAUGAAAACGCAGCUCGCUCUUAUGCACGCGGAAAUUCGGGACAAGGUCAAGAUGGGAGAGGAAAGGCUGAACACUUUAAAUUCGACAAAGAUCGACUGGAGCAUUCUUAGUUUGACGUGAGUGUCGCCAAAGUUCCACCGACUGAUGUUGGCUGAAGAGUUUCCGAAGAUUGACCGCCUACAAAUGUCGGCCGAAAAUUGACCAACCAAGGCCAUCUGAUGUGGUAGGAAUUAUCGUUGGGUUUUAAAAGGAAUGGUUGCAAGAACAAGACCAUUUUGCCGAGUUUCAUUUAAGGGAGGUACCGUCACCAGAUACAUUUUGAUGUAGUUUUUUCUUUUUUCCUUUUUGGCCAUAAACGAAGUCGGACCAAGCCAUUGGUCUGAAAAUUAAAAUAUUUUCGAACCUUAUGGGAAAAAGUCCCGAGUAGUUUGACCAGGGACAUUUUUAAGUAGUGACUAGGCACGAAAACUCGUCAGCGUGGCGAAGUUGUCAUAUCGUCUUACAAUGAUUUCGUCGCAUCGGGUAGAUAUAUUUUGGUUUUCGGUAAGCAAUUUUCGUGAAAGGAAUAUUCUGUCUCAAUAGGGCGAUAAGGUACUUAGAGCUGAAAGCAGUGAGUCACAGCACCCGGGCGAACUAGUAAACAACUUAUACGUGCAUAUGGUUUAUUUGGUCGUGUAGAUUUCAUUAAUAUUCACAACUUUCGAGAUAAAUUUACUAAAAACAAAUUAUUUUCUUCUCUGCCGAAUGUAAAACCCAAAAAUAACAGAUAACCUUUUUUUCUCAACGGUUAAUACAUGCGAUUGAGUAUUUUUUCUCACCACAAAGUUACCGAAUCAUCAGUCGUAGACCAAAGCAAAAAAUAUUAAAAUUUGUAUCAUACCAUAGGGUUACUUAGAAGCAUAGAAUUUCUUCAUUGGGAAAAUCUCUGUUUCAUGUUCUAAUUUGCCGAAAUAUGGCAGCGAAUUCUUUAAAAUGUGUAACUCAGAUGGUGUUAUUUCAAAGUAAGCCGCCAAUUUGUUCAGUCUUUUCGUGCUGGGUGUGUUGAAAAUACAGACUAUAAUUUUAGGCAUCGUGAAGUUGGUAUUUGCCCAUUGUAGUAACACAAGUUCAACUCUCUCACCCCCAAAAGUGACGAAGACUUAUUUUUUCCUUACUAUUCGGUACAAAUUUAAGCAGGAAAAGGACGAAAAUAGAGGAGAUGUAAACUAGAUUAUUUGAUCGAACACCAAAUUCUCAGUACUUAAAUCAAGGAAGUGCACGGCAGAUGGUAAGGAGAAUUGCUACGUUCAUCUAAGGAGUGAGAGGGUGAUGUUAACAUGCGGUUUUUGCGAAACCGCAGUAGGUCAGCUGGGCAAAGUUUAAAUAAAUUACGAUUGAAGGAGUUGUUCUCUAUCCAAUAAAUGCAUUUCACUAUAUUUGAUAUGAAGCAGUCGGAUAUUUGGAUCGCUUUUUUUUCAUUAGUUUUGUAUCUCGUGUCUCCUUUUAAAACAAAAAGAGUAUGAAACCCUAGCAAACAAAAGAAGCUAUGGUAAUAAUAAUUUAUAACUGAUUGAAAAAAUUUGUGCGUUUCGGCCAGAAGCUUUAUUUACUACGUUAUCGUGCACUGGGGUUUGUACAAAACAACAAAGCGGAUUCAUCUAUUAUAUGUAGUUGUGUAUUUUUUUGUCCACGAUUUGUUUUCUUCAUACCCUCUUAGCUUAAACUUAAAUUGCAAACAUUCUCUUAGAAUUGUGACAUUAACAGCAAGUUUGUAAUGAAAACUGUCUCGAUUAAAACGUGUCGUGAUUUUUAAUUUCUCGACAACUGCAUUGAUAGGGCGAAUGCGUGGGGUGAGCAUGUCCUAUAGGGCUUUACUGAAUCCGCUGUCCUCUGAGUUUGUUGUAUAAAUAAUUAUUUCUCAAAUGAAAAAAAGUCUGAGGAAGGGUUUCUUUCACUGGGAGAAUUUUGGAACAGAUUAUCGUUAAAGGGAGAACGUUGGAAAUGCAAUUUUGUGGUCAUAGUUUGUAAUAUUUUCUUCCUCUGGUUGUCACUGAAACAAGCUGCAUUGCAAAAACACGUGAAGAAGGAGGUUUCUUCAACGUGUAGGAGAUAUUCUAGAUGAAAUAAAUGGUUAGCUUAUUUAUCGUU
Messenger RNA from Stylophora pistillata, 6002 nucleotides. RefSeq lists its product as uncharacterized. Gene Ontology annotation, molecular function: actin filament binding. Gene Ontology annotation, cellular component: apical junction complex; cortical actin cytoskeleton; apical plasma membrane. Gene Ontology annotation, biological process: actin filament organization. NCBI's taxonomy places the organism in Eukaryota, Metazoa, Cnidaria, Anthozoa, Scleractinia, Pocilloporidae. The record is from RefSeq and is a predicted model, not a curated record.